Messenger RNA from Haplochromis burtoni (Burton's mouthbrooder), 7664 nucleotides. Its product is annotated as GULP PTB domain containing engulfment adaptor 1. The transcript has 13 exons. The coding region runs from base 2333 to 3472 and encodes 379 amino acids. The record is from RefSeq and is a predicted model, not a curated record. Lineage: Eukaryota; Metazoa; Chordata; Actinopteri; Cichliformes; Cichlidae.
AGAUCUUGUGGGAUUCAGUAUAAUAUAAUGAUAAAAAAACAAUUCCCAUCUCUUAAGUACUUCUCCACUUUCAAAUGACUUAUUCAGACCUUGUUUUAUUCAUUAUAUGCUAAACCCAAUUUUCCCCUCCCAGUGGUAUUUACACACUGAACAUUUUUGCCAUCUUUCUGCCAAUAAUUUACUGGACGAUUCAACUCAAACAAAUACAAAAUCAACACAAACUGCUGUAAACACCAUGACGUGAAAUAGAUGCUAAUCAGCAUAAAGCUUGAGCUGUGUUUCUAAGGAGAGAUUGCAAAGCAGGAUUUACAUCUGCCGUUAUGUGCGUAUACUCCCAUGAAUACCUGGGUGCAUCCAUGUUUAAUCUUCAUGUGCACAUGAAUCCAUCUAACACUUGCUUCUUCUGGGUCACAGUUGGAGUUGUGAUCUCUGUUGUGGUGAAAAAUGGUUCUAAUUCUUGUAUUUCCCAUGUACUUUCCUUGCUCAUCGUCUUCUUACAGGUGUUCUUACAGCAGAUCAUCCGCUUCCGCUGCACUGCACUGAACUUGCUCAUAUGUAUCCCAAAUCUUGGGAACGGGAUUUGCUAGCUGUUUUUAAACACUGUGGCAUUAACUAAAACUUUCACCAUCUGGGGGCAGCAUUUCACCAGGGACUGUGUGAGGUAUUUUAUUUUUAAUUGUUUUGUUUUUUAUUUAUUUAACACUUAUUACUUUCAAGCUCCACCCCCAUUUCUUCAAAAGAAUUUCCUUCCCCAUACCACCCACGAUGUGUUGUUAGUUGACUUGCUACAGUAUCUUGUGGUAGAAAGUGGUACUACAUGAAAGUGUGGCUCGGCCCUGUUGUAACUUUAAUGUGUAUAUCUUCAACCAAAUACACUGAUGUUUGGACAUGAGUGGUUAUUUCAGAGUAGUUUAAAAUAAUUAUCUUUAAGGUCCUUUUUUCUGCUUAUUAAUAAUAAUGGCUGUUCAAAAGAAGAAUAACAUGCAAUAACAUAUUUCACGAUGGGCAAUAUCGCCUCAAAAUGAGAUAAAGAAAAUUUGCAGUACUGAAAUUUCAUGAUGUAGAAAAAAGGAAAAAGCUGAAUGUUUUAUUGAUGCUCGGAGUUCGCAGGCAGCAGCGUUUAUGAGUAAAUAAAGGGCAUUUUCUGUCCUUCUUUUCCAAUACUUUUCUGUCACUGGUGACAGUAACUCAUUUAAAGUGGGAUUUAUAUUGAUACAAGGAGCCAGCACCAGCAGCAAUAUUGUGCAACAUUAGUGACAUCGCAUUAUAUCCAGUGACACAACAUAAGUCGGUGUACGCACAAAAAGUGCCUAGGUAGUGUUUACUUUUAAGCAACAGUACAAUGAUCCUACUACUAUUAAACAGUUUAACACUAACUUAACCCUUUAACUCUUCAGGAGCCGGCACAACAUUGUCACAUAAUAAAACAGAAACGUAUUUUCCACCUGGGAUGUUUUCCCUUGAGUUAAGCAUUUAACCAGCUUCUUAAAGCCCUGCUUUUCCACCGUGUUACUUCAUCAGUAAUUUCCACCCACUGUUUGCUCUUCCAGUCAUAUGGAAUCGAGCUUGUGAGUGCUCCAGUAAUGCUCAGUGAUGUGCAUCUUUUGGGUUGGGUUGCUAGCUGCUAGUAUCUCCUCCCUCGUAGCCUGGGUGUACUGAAUGGUGUGUUUUUGGCUCAAGUGGGGAAACAAGUUUGUUGUUUUCACCUUUAGCAGGAACAGCUUUCUUGUGUAUUGUUGGAGGUUGUUAAAGUAGCUCCCUUUUUAAACAAUAGCAGUUUAGAUACUAUAUCGUCAUUGCAUGCUGACAUAUGGCUCUCGCUCUCAGACAUGCUUGUGCUUGCUUUAUUGUUGCAUAAACUACAGAAGUAAAUGCAACGUGGCUCAGUCAAACAGGGCUCUUUUGAGGUUGAAAUGUCCAGCCUCAAUCUACCACGCUUAAAGCCAUCUGCGCCAGAGAAACAGUAUCAUGACUGGUCAUGCCCUUUGUCCCUAACUUCCAAACAAGCUGGGAUUUGCUAAAAAAAAAUGCUGCUGAGAAAGGCUGAUUCUUCUUACAGAUUUUCACCAGCUCAUUAAAUGGCCAGUAUCACCAGCUGUUUUCACUCCUGAUAAGCAUGUGGGAGUGUUUCUGCUUUGAAAUGGCAUUAGUCUCCAUUAGGAAGUAUAUUCAGUUCAACCUUCAACUGAGCAUAUGAUGCAGCACUAAUGAGCAGCCAUCAGCCUUUAGAUGAGUGACUCACAACAAAAACACCUGAACAUCAAUAGUCUACAGUAACAGUGGAAUAUUGGCAGAUAUUCAGGAGGGACCACAGAGACGCACAGUUUCCACUAUGAACCGCGCCUUCAACAGGAAAAAAGAUAAAUCAUGGAUGCACACCCCAGAAGCUUUGGCCAAGCAUUACAUAGCCUACAAUGCCAAGUUCCUUGGAAACACAGAGGUUGAAGCUCCGAAAGGCACAGAAGUUGUAAAGGAUGCAGUCAGAAAGCUCAAGUUUCAGAGGCACAUCAAAAAGUCGGAGGGACAGAAGAUCCCGAAAGUGGAACUUCAGAUCUCCAUUUAUGGCGUGAAGAUACUAGAUCCCAAGACAAAAGAUGUGCAGCAUAACUGUCAGUUACACAGAAUAUCCUUCUGCGCAGAUGACAAAACCGAUAAAAGGAUAUUUACUUUUAUCUGCAAAGACUCAGAGUCCAACAAACACCUCUGCUACGUCUUUGACAGUGAAAAAUGUGCAGAAGAGAUAACUUUAACUAUCGGCCAAGCCUUUGAUUUGGCCUACAAGAAGUUCUUGGAGUCUGGAGGCAAAGACGUGGAAACCAGGAAACAGAUUGGAACCCUGCAGAAACGAAUUCAAGAACUGGAAACGGAAAACUCUGAGCUAAAGAAACAACUGCAAGAGCUUGAAGAACAGCUGAUGAUAGCACACGUACCUUCACCGCUGCACAUAAACGCAGCUAAUGAAGCGUACAUGCUGCAGAGGCCGUCCUCUCUCUUCUGGUGCCACAGCAUCAAGUCGCUCUCCUGUCUGGAAAUCUCCUCUGUCACUCUCACUCCUAUGAGCUCACCGGAGUCCAACUUGUCCACCGGGCUACUAACUCCUCCGCCUGCCAAACCCGCUCUCCUCCCUCCUAAACCCAACGAGGGCUGCAGCAUCCCGCGGCCUCGCGCGGGGAGUAUCUCAAUGAAGCCGCAGUCGACAGACAUUUUUGACAUGGUUCCCUUCUCCCCUGUGACACCACUGGUGCCCACACCAGCCAGCAACGGCUGCCCACCCCCUCCACCCACCACAUUGCCACCAGAUAUAAGUAAAGAUUUGUUUGGUGCAGAGCCAUUUGAUCCGUUCACCUGCGGGGCAGCUGAUUUCCCUCCAGACAUCCAGUCAAAGCUGGAUGAGAUGCAGGAGGGGUUCAAAAUGGGACUAACCUUAGAGGGCACCGUCUUCUCUCUGGACCCGCUAGACAGUCGCUGCUGAUGUUGAGAAGAUGAACCCUUCGAGGUGCACUUUCAACCCGUUUGUAUGAAGAAGUGCCAAAAUCCACUCCACGGUUGAGUCAAGAUGUCACAGUUUUCAUCUUGAGGUUUAUAUGCAUUUGCAUUUAGAUUGGUUUUCGAUAUUUCAAGGUAAACUCAGAUCCAUUAAAGUAAAGAGCUAUUUUUGUAAUAAAAAAAAGACAAAAAAUGCAUAUGGAGGUGUUAGUUUUGAGUACCUUUGCUUGCACAGGAGGAGACAGUUGUAAAUAGUCGAUAUGUUCAAUGGUACACUCUGUGGCAGAAUUUUCAUAUGUGUGUAUGCACCGUUUGAAUUCUGUAUUGUCAACACAUUCCUGUUUGUAUGCCAAACACAAGCUGGCAAGAAAAAUAAAUGGAAUCUAUAUUGUGACAAAACCUUUGAGCUUUUAACAUCACAUAUUUUACUCCACAUUAAUUCAUACGUUAUGUAGUCGAUUAAUCCAGCCUGAUAUUUUCUUUUGUUUUUUUACUUCAGUGACCUUUCCGCUCUUUGUCCUUUGUUCUGUUCAGAUUUUGACCAGAUUGAGUUGCCAUUUCGGUGUUUACCUUUCAUUUUCUGCUCUUUUAUCUCUGUCCAGCCAGUUCUAUUCCUGUUAUUUCACUUUUGGUUGAAUUGACUUUGCUGUUACAGAUAUUAAAGAAAAUCCUACUAUGAAAACUGCUCCUCACUCAUUCUUCUGUGUUAUAUAAUUUAUAUCUGACUUUAUUUGUAUGUGGCAUUUGUUUAUGAAACAUUUUCUUCAAGUGGCAGAAUGAUUAUAAUGCUGUAAGCUCGGCUAAUGCACAAUGACGCCCUUGAAUUUUUCCGAGUGCCAUCACGACAUUUUGUGUGCGAUUGCCAUCAGCUUACAAAAGGGAAACAUGAAAAAAAAAUGGAAGUCCUCUUAGCAGAGUCCAGGAAGUACAGAGUCCAUAUGUUUACAUGCCACUGCUCUUUAUUCUGCAAUAUCAAAGCCUGUUUUAGCCAAUAUGCCUUUGUGACUUUUAAGUACAUAUAAUGAGCUUUUAAGAGUUAAGAUUUAGGUCUGUAACAGCGGUAUUGUACAUGCUAGCUGCAGUUAGCGUGGUUCGCUUUCUGCAGGGUGUGUAAUACUGCUGGACUAAUGCAACUAAAUAUAUUGACGUUUUCUCAGGAUAGUAAGUUAACAUUGAUAGCAUCUCCUCCUCCAUAGAACCAAGCUCAUUAAUGCUGCUCAGUGAAAGCUUUAACUGAUGCAGAAGUUGGGGGUUGUUGUGGAACUGUGCUUAGCUUGCAGGUGUCUCUUCACAUUUGCAGUAGCGGUCUUAAAAGCUGAUGUAACUUAAUCACAUUGAUUACAUGUUGUUCUCGUCUUUUUUAAUACAGAAUGUGUCAUUUUGCUAGUUAAAGUGCAAAUGCACACUAACAGCAAGGAUUUGAUCCCUGUUUUUCUCUCUUGCUGAAGUCACAGCGGUCACAGACUGUGGCAUUACAAAAAUGAUUUUGACCGUGUGCAAUGAACUUACACUCUCAAUGCCUUUGAUAUGGUUGCUUCAAAGACUGGUAUCAGGUCUGUGACCACCUGCAGUUAGUUGUCAGAGAUAAGACUGGUAAUGCCUUCUGUAUGCUGUCAAUUUGCUAUUGAAUAUGGCAAUUUCAUCCAAUCUGCUUGGGAUAGUAUGGCAAUUAAUUAUGAUAAAUUGUGAAAUCCACAAAUUGCCAUCUGCAUACACAGAGAUUCACAUUAAUUACUUCUAUUAAGAGUCCAGCCAGAAACCUGAAUGGGUAGAUUUUAAACAGAAGUUCCUCCACAAAUAGUGGUGUAGUUGCUGCAGAACAGCAUGUUAAUUGCAAAAAUGACAGAGGUAUUUUUGCAACCUUGCCUUUAAUCACCUUGCUUUUGCCCAAUGAUCAGACCCAACAAAUAUACCCCCCCCCCCAUAAAAUUAUGAAUUAUCUUGCAUAAUUGGGCUGUUGAGUUUCUUUACUCAUUUCAGUUAUUACCAACAAAAUAAUUGCAUGUCUAAUCAUCUGGGAAUUACCCAGAUGAUUUUAUUUAUUUAGACAGAGAUCCCCUCCCCCUAUGUUCAGCACAAAGUUACGCCGAUAGUUGCCUCGCACCAAGACACCUGUGCAAUCGCCUUGCAAUCAUGAGUGGUCACCCAAAAGGUUGACAUUGCACAAUGAAUGAACCUCUGGGCAAGUAGCUGAUCACUCCAACUACUUGAAAUCCAUCAUAAAUACAAAAACACUCAAUGCAAACACCGAACAACCCAGUAUCUCUCCUACUUUUACUCUAGUGUGACUGAGUUUUAACCAAAGAAAUAUACCACAAAUAAAGAAACUUAGUCACUUGAAUUUAGCAAUAAAUGUGUUGUGUUACUUUCUAACACUUUACUCUAAACACCUUUUAUGUUCAUCAUAUGUUUUCACCAUAAAAUGCUUUCUGUAUACAAAGUUAUCUAUUUGUGCCCAGGUAACCUUUUUACUUUAUUUGCCAACCUGUCAUGUUCCACUAAUCGGAGUCCUUUGCUCCCAUUAGUAAUAUCUCUACCUUGGGAAUGGCUACUUUUGUGUUCAGUCUUUAGCUGCCAUAUCACUGCUACCUUCUGUGAAUGUCCCAUGAGCUAUAACUAUGACAUGAGGUGCAAUAGCUCAGAUUAGGUCCAGUGUCUAAACAGAUUUUCCUCAUAUUUAAGAUUCACCUUAACAGCCGGGGUGCUUAAGCACAUCACCACAGGCAGGGAGAGAGUGAUUCACUCAGUUGUUGUCCUAAUUCUUCAGUUGCUACAGUUGUGCUGUAAAAAAAAAAAAAAUCACAUCUGAUUUUCUCUUUUUCUUUUCUCUUAAAACAAAGUUUCAGGUCUCUUGGGGCUGCUAUCAUAGACAAUUUAUAAAGAUCCAAAAUGAAGUCUACUCAAACAAGAACAGGCAGAGAGAAGUAUUUUCAAUAUUUAUUUUCAAAGGAAGAAACGCAUCUGCUUCCAGUGUGGAACCCCCCCUCUUCAUCCUCUUCCUCCUCCUUCUCCUCCUCCUCUCUGCCUUGGGGGUGUUUGCAGGCAGCCAUGCCUUGCAUAAUUCUAACAAAUCUAUAAUAAAUAUACUCAAAUUCGAACCAAAUGGUCACAAGAGAAUUACUUAAAAGCACAGUCAAAAAAAAAAGGAAAGAUGUAAAACAAACUGUUCACAUUGAAAACUUUGUGUAAAAAGUAAAUUAAACUAAAUAUGAAUUUAGGUGCAAAACUGGCCAACGCAAAGAGCCUAACUAUACCUGAAUCAAUAUGACAAGAGCUUAGGGGGAUUAACAAGCAUUUAGUUUAAUUUGUUGCAUAGCAAAAAAAUAAAAAUUAAAAAUACAAAGCAAACAGGCACACUCAGCUGUCUUAUUCUAUAAAACUGAGUAUUAAAAAAAAGGAUUUCAAGAGCAUAUAUGUCCAGGAUACUUCAAAGGGGGAGCUGACAUGCAUAAAAAUCGAAUAUUCUGUGCUACCUUUUAACUGUACCAUAUGUAUAAUUGAAGGGGGGGGGGGAAGAAUUACAAAUCACCACACAUCACUCACAUGACACCUCAUUCAUCUCCCCAUUGUUGACAGAGAGAUCUUUAUUGGCAUCCCCAAACCCUGCCCUGUACCGCGCAGCUGGGAGAAGAUCACAAAGGUCACACUACUUACAAAACAGCACCUGUGUGAAACAAAAGAUUUACAUGCAGUGUCAUGGUGUUCUCAGUUCCGGUGACGAGGUAGCUAACACUGAGUGACUGACAGUCUUCAUGCGUCUUUAAUGUUCUACAUGGUUGGUACAGAGUUUUGAGUAACUAGAUACAGACAUCGGUUCAUCAGAACUUUCAUGAGAAAAUACCUGCGCCAGCGAACGCAUAAGCGGCUGUAUUUGUUUCCUCAAUAGCACCACAAAGAUGUUUUAUAUUCAGACAAUGAAGUAAAAAAACAAAGAAAACAGAAGUCUCUAAAAAAAAAUUAGUAGUGGUGGGACAUACGUCGUAGUUUCAGUGGAAACGUUCUGGGCUUACGAACAGCAGUCAUAAUAACAGUUUAAAGCUUCUAUGUUCUUUGGUGAAAUUAAAGGGUAAGAUCUUUGGACCUCGAAAAUGCACAAAGCUUGAAGUCAAACAUACACAAGACGACAGAGGAAUGAUUCUGAUUUUUUUUUUUUUUUUUUUUUUUUAAAACCAAUUUUU